AUGUCUUGGCUUUCUGUGCAGGCCCGCUCACAGAGCGCGUCGCGAGCCCGGAGAGGCGAGGCGCCGUCGUUGGAGGAGCAUUUCCAGUUGCUCGUCGUGAACCGUCGAGGUUUGGCCCAGAUUCGGACAGACAUUGACAUAUUCAUCCUUGCUUUGGGCUUCGUCGAUCAGUUCAAGGGCAUCGCGGGCAACAUCUUCGUGGGCCAUCAAGCCUAUCCCUUGUCGCUGGGCAGGAGCCGAGCUAUGGCGGAAAACAAGGCUUCGCAGCUGCACUUCGAAAAUGCCCCGAAUCUCACGUAUGGCCCGGAUAGUAAGUGCACAUCCAUCUGGGAUGACUCAAGGACUCGACACCUGCAGGCCAUCGCCAACAACACCUCGUUCGAGAUCCCCAAGGAUGCAUCUCGCCGAUCAACUCACGCGAACCUCUUUGCGGAGAGCUUUGUCUCCGAUGACAGCCUGCGCCAUGGGCUCGACAUGAAGAUCCGUUCCGCCCAAGAUGGCAAUCAAGCGUUGGAAGCCAUCAGCAACAAUCUUCAAGAAUACAUCCCAGAGUUCACCAACAAGGACUUCAAAUGGGGUGCUCAGUUACUCGUCUCAUUUACGUUGUAUCAUCUCAAGGGUGCCGAAAAUGCCGAGGAACUCCUGAAGAAUGCCAUCCGGGCGAAGCACCAAUCGAUGCGGCUAAAGGAGGCAGAGCUCAACGGCUGA
This is a messenger RNA of Colletotrichum phormii, 708 nucleotides long. RefSeq lists its product as uncharacterized. The transcript has 3 exons. The coding region runs from base 1 to 708 and encodes 235 amino acids. NCBI's taxonomy places the organism in Eukaryota, Fungi, Ascomycota, Sordariomycetes, Glomerellales, Glomerellaceae. The record is from RefSeq and is a predicted model, not a curated record.